Dicrocoelium dendriticum is the source of this 1089-nucleotide messenger RNA. The record is from the annotation of a GenBank genome assembly. Lineage: Eukaryota; Metazoa; Platyhelminthes; Trematoda; Plagiorchiida; Dicrocoeliidae.
AUGACUUCAGAGACCGCCCACCGGGAUAAGAAGAAAAGGAAAGCCUAUUACCGAAAAUGUGCUAUUUCCAACAAGCAGCAGUGCUUAGUGAGAUCCUCUGAUGCGGAAACGUCAUCUCAGAGACGCCCUUUGAAGCAGUUGCGACCUGGUAUGACUGGCUAUUUGGUCACCUGCAAUCGACAAGAGAAACGCGCUCUGUCGGAAGCUUAUCGUUUACUCAACGAUGCUUUGAAACGCUGCCAACCAAUGAUACUAUCCGUAGGAUCCGUAGAUGCUUUACAUCCUGAGAACAAUCAACCAACAGAACAGCCGUCAGUCCAUAAUCAAACGGCUGAUGACAGCGAUAGUGAUGCGGACGUACUAACACAACUACGGAGAGAACUUGCACAGUCCUCUACUAACUCGUCCGAAAAUACUGCGAAUCCUUACUUUUUCUAUUCCGUGAAGAGCGGCGUCUCGAACUGUCUGUUUGUGGUUCACUACGCCGAAUGCACAUGUUCCGCUUUUCUGUGUCAUAAUAUUUUUGAACAUCUCCUUUCGGUUGGAGUCUCGGAAUCUCGCAGUUUGCUUCGUUUGUUACCAGUGGAUGCAACUUGUUCUGCGAAUCCAGCGGAGAUAAGCAAAUGUAUGAAACAAUUGUGGAUCAAUUUUAUUCGUGAUGACUCUGUACUAUCUCAACAGACGGCGCCUCACGUCGGUAAAGAAGAGGUCCAAUCCUUGGAACACAAUUCUACAGAUUCCGUGGUCUCAGACUGUAUCCAUUCACUUUGUCCAAAGGUUCCACCUCAACGCGCCACAGCGGCGACUCUGCAUGGGUCUAAAACAUUUUUGGUACUGUUUAAAGCCAGAAAUUACAAUCGUUUGCCACGCGAAGAGGCCAUUGAUGCCGUCGUCUCUGCUGUGUGCGGCGUCGAUGCGUCAUGGCGGGUCUGUCCCUCUUCACCAACUGUCAUCAUUUUUGUAAAUAUUCUGCGAAACGUCGCUUGUUUGAGCUUAUUGGAGAAUUUUGGCCGCUAUCACAAAUACAAUGUCGCAGAAUUGUUUACCCAACCGAACAAAGAUGAGAAAUAGAUGACUGUUUCUCUGGUU